Molecule: messenger RNA, 1263 nt
Organism: Penicillium cataractarum
Lineage: Eukaryota; Fungi; Ascomycota; Eurotiomycetes; Eurotiales; Aspergillaceae
Product: aspartate transaminase
Exons: 3
Coding region: 1-1263 (420 amino acids)
Biological process (GO): L-aspartate biosynthetic process
Cellular component (GO): cytosol
Molecular function (GO): L-aspartate:2-oxoglutarate transaminase activity; pyridoxal phosphate binding
Source: RefSeq, a predicted model, not a curated record
AUGACCGGGGUUUCCAAGUUGACUACGCCGUGCUUCGAUCCUGGGAAAAUUCCAGCUGCUCCUAACGAUCCUCUGUACAGCUUAGUGUCAGCAUAUGAAGCAGAUACAUCGGCUGAUACAGUAGAUUUGGGAGUUGGGGCCUAUAGGGAUGAAAAUGCGAAGCCUUGGAUUCUUCCGACUGUGCGAAAGGCCAAAGCUAUAUUGGAAAAAGACCCCAGGCAUGACCAUGAAUACCUACCCAUUGCUGGUCUUCCAACAUUCAACUCCGCAGCUCAAAGCCUGAUUCUGGGUGCAGAUUCUGUUGCGAUCAAGGAGAACCGGGUCUGUUCUUUCCAAACUAUCUCAGGAACUGGUGCUGUACACCUCGGUGCCCUUCUUAUUUCGAAGUUUGCGCCACGACCGAGUCCAGAUGUCUAUAUCUCGUCGCCAUCUUGGCCAAUUCAUGACCAGGUCUUCACCAAUGUCGGCCUUCCGGUCAAGCACUAUCCCUAUUUCCGCAAAGAUACCAAAACAUUUGACGUUAGCGGAAUGACACAAACUCUCAAUUCUGCACCGAAAGGCAGUAUCGUCGUACUUCACGCUUGCGCCCACAAUCCGACUGGAGUGGACCCGACGAGCGAUGAGUGGAUAGAGAUAGCAAAGAUUAUGAAGGCCAACGAACUAUUCCCUUUCUUCGACUGUGCCUAUCAGGGCUUUGCCACUGGAUAUCUCUCCCAGGACAAUUUUGCAGUUCGAUACUUUGUUGAGCAAGGCUUCCAAAUUGCAAUCGCACAGUCAUUUGCCAAAAACCUCGGUCUUUAUGGUGAGCGGGCGGGCGCUUUCCACUUUGUUGCAUCUCCUAGUUCAAACGCCUCAUCGACGACGAACCGUGUCGCAUCUCAACUUUCUAUUCUCCAACGCUCUGAAAUUUCCAGUCCGCCAAUUUAUGGUGCGCAGAUUGCUUCCAUCAUUCUGAAUGAUCCACAACUGCUCAGCGAGUGGGAAACAGAUCUAUUGACUAUGUCUGGGCGGAUCAAGAAGAUGAGAAAGUGCUUAAAGGAGGAACUCGACCGUCUACAGACUCCGGGCACAUGGGAUCAUAUUGUCAACCAGAUCGGCAUGUUUAGCUUUACUGGGCUAUCUCCGGCACAUGUGCAUGAGCUACGGGAGAAGUGGCAUGUUUACAUGGCUGAAACAGGCAGGAUCAGUGUGGCAGGUUUGAACGAUCAUAAUGUGGCUUACUUUGCUCGGGCAGUUGAUAAUGUUGUACGGAGAGUGCUCUAG